ACUGUCAUAUUUUCAGUGUGUGAAAUUCGUCAGUAGUGUGCGUGCGAAGGUAUUCGCUUGUCGCGUUGCGGUGCGUGUGCCUUCUACAAAUUGACUUUCAUCGCCUCAGCCGUCGGCGGGGCGACCGCGUGCGGAACAAUCGCGCGCAGCGGCAACAGCGCGAGCGCGGGGCGGCGAGGCUCGGCGCGGGUGGCGGCCAGUGGGCACACCGGCGGCAAGACGGACAGCGCGCGGCAGCCGGGGCCCGCGCGCAGCGCCUCGGGGCGGGCGCCCGUCCCCCCGCCGAGGCGACGCUGGGUCCCGCCCUCCUCGCUGCGACACCACGAUGUGCUCGACGGAGAUGCCAAGCACGACAUCAUAUUCCGGAAGGUUCGCGGUAUCCUCAACAAGCUCACACCCGAGAAGUUCCAAAAGCUGAGCGAUGACUUGCUCGGGCUCGAACUCGACUCGGACAAGGUGCUCAAGGGCGUCAUCCUUCUCAUCUUCGAGAAGGCGCUGGACGAGCCCAAGUACUCGUCCAUGUACGCGCAGCUGUGCAAGCGGCUGAGCGAGGAGGCGCCCAACUUCGAGCCGCCCGGCCAGCCCUGCACCUUCAAGCUGCUGCUGCUCAACAAGUGCCGCACCGAGUUCGAGAACCGCGCUCAGGCCUUCGCCGCGUUCGAGGACAAGGCCCUGAGCCCGGAAGAGGAGGAGAAGCGGCAUCUCGCCAAGUGCAAGAUGCUGGGCAACAUUAAGUUCAUCGGCGAGCUCGGCAAGCUGGAGAUCCUGGCGGAGUCGAUCCUGCACCGAUGCAUCCAGAACCUGCUGGCGCGGCGCGCGGCCGCCGACCACCACGAGGACCUGGAGUGCCUGGCGCAGCUGGUGCGCACGUGCGGCCGCGUGCUGGACUCGGAGCGCGGCCGCGGCCUCAUGGAGCAGUACUUCGCGCGCAUCGAGACGCUGUCCGCGUCGCGCGAGCUGGCGCCGCGCAUCCGCUUCAUGCUGCGCGACACCGUGGAGCUGCGCCGCGGCGGCUGGGUGCCGCGCGCCGCCGUCAGCGCCGAGGGGCCCGUGCCCAUCCACCAGCUGCGCGGCGACGACGAGCCGCCGCGGCGCGAGCGCGAGCGCGACCGGGAGCGCGAGCGCGAGCGCGACUCGCUGUUCCGCGGCGGGCUGCGCGCGCGCCCGCUGGACGACGUGCUGGCGGGCCUGAGCCUGCAGCCGGCCGCGGCGCUGGUGCCGCCGGCCGACAAGCUGUUCGGCAACGGCUUCGCGCGCGACGCCUUCCGCCAGCGCUCGGCGCCCAACUACUACCCGCGCCAGCAGCCCUACAAGCAGGCGGCGCCCAAGGAGGCGGGCGGGCGCGCGGGCAAGGCGCGCGUGUACGCCGUGGGCGCGGCGGCGCUGAGCGACGUGCAGAUGCGGCCGGCGGCCAACUCGCUCAUGUUCACCGCCAACCGCCUGUCGCGCCCGCCCGCGCUGCCGCCCGUGCAGCCCAAUAUGCUGACGCCGGCGUUCGCGAGCGCGCCGCCCAUCAUAAAGGAGCCGACUAUCACUAUCAAACCCGCUCCAGACAAAAAGGAUAAACCUAAAAAAGACAAGGGCGUGAACAAGGAGGAGGCGUGCCGGCUGGCGCUGGAGGUGACGGAGGCGCUGGCGGCGGAGUGCGGCGACCCGCGCGCGCCGCCCGACGACGACGCCGGCUGCGCGCCGCUGCGCCGCCUGCAGGAGCUGCAGCUGCCCGACAAGGUGCUGCGGCGCGUGAUCACGUCGGUGCUGGAGCACGCGCUGGCGGCGCCGGGCGGGGCGGCGGGCGGGGAGGCGGGCGAGGGCGCGGCGGCGGCGGAGGGCGCGCGCGCCUGGGCCGCCUGCGAAGUCGUGCGCGCCGUCAAGCGGGCGCCGGUGACGGAGGCGCUGCGCGCGCUGGCUUGCGGCGCGGCGGCGGCGGCGGAGGAGGCGGGCGCGCGGCGCCGGUUGGUGGCGCUGCUGGCGGCGGCGGUGCGCGCGCGCGUGCUGGCGCUGGGCGAGCUGGGCGCGUGGUGCGAGGGCGGCGCGCACCACCCGCUGCUGCUGGACGCGCUGCAGGAGCUGCGCGCGCUGCUGGGCGAGGAGCGGCUGCGGCGGCUGCUGGACGACACCAAGAUCGACCUGGGCUCGUACGCGGUGGCGGCCGAGGGCGCGGCGGCCAUGGAGGCGCUGGAGGCGCGCGGGCUGGGCGCGCUGGUGCCGCAGCUCCGGCUGCAGGCGCAGCUGCAGCGCCAGCUGGCCGCCGAGCCCGCGCCGCAGGCGCUCUACCGCUGGAUCAAGAGCAACGUGGAGCCGGGCGUGCGCGGCAACGCGGCCUUCGUGUCGACGCUGGUGGCGCUGCUGGCGGGCCACGUGACGGGCGCGGCGGGCUCGGCGGCGGCGGGCGCGGACAAGGCGGCGCUGGAGCGCGAGAAGGCGCUGGUGGAGGAGUACGCGCCGCUGCUGACGGCGCUGCUGACGCGGCCCGAGCUGCAGCUGGCGGCCGUGUACGCCGUGCAGGUGCACGCGCACCGCCACCGCUACCCCAAGGGCAUGCUGCUGCGCUGGUUCAUGUACCUGUACAACCUGGAGGUGUGCGAGGAGGACGCCUUCCUGCGCUGGCGCGAGGACGUCACCGACGCCUACCCCGGCAAGGGCGAGGCGCUGUUCCAGGUGAACACGUGGCUGACGUGGCUGCAGCAGCAGGAGUCGGAGGACGAGGAGGCCGAGGACUAGAGCCGCCCUCCGGCCGCCGAGGACUAGACGCCGGCACCGCCCUCCGGCCGCCGACUAGACGCCGGCACCGCCCUCCGGCCGCCGACUAGACGCCGGCACCGCCCUCCGGCCGCCGACUAGACGCCGGCACCACCCUCCGGCCGCCCGCCCCCCCGGCCGCACCGCUUUUAUUUCGCGCUCAUCUCAUAUAAAUAUAAUUAAGCCAAAUAGUUAAAAAUACCUACCUUUGUUACCCUUUAACGCUAGACCCGCCGCGCCCGGCGAAUCCAGUGUUAAAUAGGUCAAUUUUUAGGUUAUACUACGUAAACGAAUAUUAGUAUCUCGAGAUAAUUUUUUGUAGGCCUUUUACUCGAUUUUGAUACUUUUUACAAAUGUAUACAAUGUAUAGUGUUCGUUUGGACGUAUGAUUGCACCCCGAUCUGCCCCCUUCCUGCAGUGAGCGUUUUAGUUAAAAUUGUAAAAUAUAUAUAUAUAUAUGUAUGAAGAACUUAAAUCAAUUUUUAUUAAUAAUAUCAUGAUCAUUUAUUUUCAAUGCUAAAUGGACUUAGUGAUAAACUGUAAGAAUGCUUAAAUUUCAUUGUAUUAUCAAAUUUUAGAAUUUUAUAACUAGAUAAACAAAAAACGAAAAAAAAAGCUAAUAAUUCCCUCGGGCAUAAGAAAUGUAUGUUGAGUGAGUUGUAAAGUUGUGAAGUGAAGCCAGGUUGAGAGCCACAUUGGUCAAUAUGUAUUGUAUUCACGAUGAGAAAUAAACUUCAGUGUAAUUUAUUACUGAAAUGGUUUUCAUUAUUUUUCAAAAUGUUCUUUAGGCACCGUGACGGCUGACGGUAGUGUUUAAUGCAUUGAUUUUACUGGCGGUAAUAAAAAUAAAACUUAUUGAACAAACAAAA
Messenger RNA from Ostrinia furnacalis (Asian corn borer), 3608 nucleotides. It is a transcript of the gene NAT1, whose product is annotated as N-acetyltransferase 1. The transcript is spliced from 10 exons. Gene Ontology annotation, cellular component: eukaryotic translation initiation factor 4F complex. Gene Ontology annotation, molecular function: translation initiation factor activity; mRNA binding; protein binding. Bases 520 to 2721 code for a protein of 733 amino acids. The record is from RefSeq and is a predicted model, not a curated record. NCBI's taxonomy places the organism in Eukaryota, Metazoa, Arthropoda, Insecta, Lepidoptera, Crambidae.